UUGGCGAAAUGAUUUCCACUUGGCGCUUUGUGUUUGGCUUGGUCUUGGGACUCGGGACGCUUGGGCUGCUUGUGAGCUGCCAGAAGGACCUGGAGCUGGACUACUCCGAUGAAUAUGACAGUGUGCGUCCGAUGCUCAUCUACCCGGACGAGCCGAGGCUAGAGAAUCGUUUGGCGGCAGCGGCCCAGGAGUUUGGCGAGAGCAUUCGCAAUGCCUGGCAGUCCAUGGCCGACUCCUUUCACAACUACUUCGAGGAGCUGCGCACUGUCUUCGCCGAUGGCGUCGACGACAAUAUCGAGACGUUCCCGGAGAGCAACUGAACGCCGACUUUUGCAAAUGAAUC
Molecule: messenger RNA, 343 nt
Organism: Drosophila hydei
Lineage: Eukaryota; Metazoa; Arthropoda; Insecta; Diptera; Drosophilidae
Exons: 1
Coding region: 9-320 (103 amino acids)
Source: RefSeq, a predicted model, not a curated record